AUGGGUGGAAAUGAUUUUUGUGCAGUAUAUGGUUGUUCUAACUGUAGAAGCAACAAAGAUAAGCUCAUCGUGAAAGAUCAUGUGGGUAUCCUGAGAUGGCAUAGUCCCAAAACGAAAGCUGACAUGCGAAUUUGGGGAAAGAUGAUGCAAAGAGGAGGAAACUUCAAAAUAUCUAUGAGUACAAAGGUGUGCUCCAAUCACUUCACUGCAGGAUAUUGUUCAGAUGUGUGUCGAAUACCGACUUUAUAUAUGAAGGGAUACGAUCAGCAACUACCCAAAGAACGCCAAGGAGCAGUUAAACGAAGCAGUUCUAUUGACUUUGAAACUCCUGUGAAAAAAAGAUCACGACAUGUCACUCGAAAAUCAACCGAUGAACCUCAAAAUGAUAUCCUUUUUUCACCAACUCCGAAGGAUCAUGAUUAUGAGAUAAGCGAGGUAGAUAUGACUUCUCCACAUUCUAGAACUGUAGCUUUUGUCCAAUGUAGAGGAUUGUCGGAUGUUAAAGAAAAUGACGAUUUGUUUAAAUUUUAUACCGGUCUACCAAACUAUACUGUUUUCAAAUGGCUCUACGAUAAAAUUCAAUUCAAAGCAAAAAAUCUCCAAUAUUAUCGAGGAGUUGGGUCAUUUCAACCAAAGCGACAUCAGGUUCUGAAAAAAAAGAAAAGUGGCAAAUCAAGACAAAUGACCAUUGAAAAUGAACUUUUUAUGACUUUGUAUAUCACAGGCGGCUACAUCACAGAUAUUGGCAACUUGGAUGUUUUGCGAUCCUAUCCUAAAUGUUUUCAAUCGUUUUCCAACAUAGUUGGAAUUAUAGACUGCACUGAGGGCAUAAUUGAAAAACCAUCUAUUGCUAAAGGUCAAAGUCAAACGUACUCAUCUUACAAAUCGCGCAAUACUUGGAAAAAACUGCUUUGCAUCACUCAUGCCGGUACUAUAUCAUACAUAUCAAAGUCAUAUGGAGGCUCUGCAUCUGAUAGAUUUAUAGUUGAAACCAGUGGUAUGUUAGACAAACUCGAUUAUGGUGAUAAUAUUAUGGCAGACAAAGGUUUCAAUAUCAGUGAUCUCCUGAUUAGCAGAGGGUCAAAAUUAAUAAUCCUACCUUUUUUGAGAGACAAAGGGAAGUUUUCGAAAAGAAAUUGUAGUAAGACAUCACAAAUCGCGAAGGCUCGUAUUCAUGUUGAAAGAGCUAUUGCAAGAAUCAAAGAUUUCCGUAUCAUUCAAGGAGCUUUACCUUUGACUUUGAAGGACCAACUUGACAAUAUAUUUGUUAUUUGCUCAGCAAUAACGAAUUUAGGACCUGCACUUUUGAAGAUUCGGUUUGCUUAA
Hydractinia symbiolongicarpus is the source of this 1326-nucleotide messenger RNA. RefSeq lists its product as uncharacterized. The record is from RefSeq and is a predicted model, not a curated record. Bases 1 to 1326 code for a protein of 441 amino acids. The transcript is spliced from 5 exons. Lineage: Eukaryota; Metazoa; Cnidaria; Hydrozoa; Anthoathecata; Hydractiniidae.